UUCUAGAAGACCUUACCAUAAAGACAGACGUUGGAGCUCUCGACCACUCAACGGUGUUACCAUCACAAAGGUGUAAUAAAUUAGUUUUAAGCAUUAUUAUAAAGUAGUUGCAACGGUAAACGAACUGAAGAUGGGGAGAAAGAGGACAAGGGAAAUUAUAAUUCUCAGAGGACUCCCCGGAUCAGGGAAGACAACUCGGGCAAGUAAUAUCUUGGAGAUGUAUGGUUCUGGAAAAGCCUUCAGCACAGACGACUACUUCAGGGUGGACGGGAACAUGGUUGGGUUCCGCGAUACAUCCCUGAACAAAGCUCAUGUAUGGAACCGCAACAGAGUUCUUCAAGCCAUCAAAAAUAAAGUCCAUCCGAUCGUAAUUGACAACACCAAUCUGCAGAAAUGGGAGAUGUGGCCUUAUGUCCGAAUGGCGUUUCGCCGUGGCUACUGGAUCGAGUUUCAGGACCUCCCUGACCUUUCAUUAGAGAUUCUCAACAGACUGUGUCCUAAGAUCCCCAUGGAGGUGUUAGAGAGGAUGAACGAAGGUUAUGAGCCCGUGAAGAAGAUAUGGGAUGUCAUCUAUGACUAUGAGUCCAAAGUCAGGUGGAUGCCCAGCUCAGAGAGACUGCAGAACCACUGGUGAUCAGGAGACCAAUACAAUGCCUUUGUGUUGUGUGUGUGUGCGUGCGUGUGCGCGUGUGUGUGCAUUUGUGGUGCUUCUAUUCUUACGGGGACCUAAAAAUCCCUGAAUGUCCCCACAAGGAUAGUAACACAAGGAAAAUGACAUUUCCCACAUCCCCAUGAGGACAAUGGCUAUGUUAAGCAUAGAGGUUAGGUUAAUGGUUAGAAUUAGGGUAACGGUAAGGGGUUAGUGGUUAGGCUUAAGGCUAGGGUUAGGUUUAGGGUUUGGUAUGGGUUAAGGUUAAGGUUAGGGUUAAGGGAAAUGUUAGGUUUAGGGUAAGGGGUUAGGGAAAAUAGGAUUUUGAUUGGAAAUUAAUUCUUAGGUCCCCACGAGGAUAGAAGAACUUAACAUGCGUGUGUUUGUUACUAUCCUUGUGGGGACUGCAAAUCCCCCAAAGUCCCCACGAGGAUAGAAGAACUUAACAUGCGUGUGUUUGUUCCUAUCCUUGUGGGGACUGCAAAUCCCUCAAAGUCCCCACGAGGAUAGAAGAACUUAACAUGCGUGUGUUUGUUACUAUCCUUGUGGGGACUGCAAAUCCCCCAAAGUCCCCACGAGGAUAGAAGAACUUAACAUGCGUGUGUUUGUUACUCUCCUUGUGGGGACUGCAAAUCCCUCAAAGUCCCCACGAGGAUAGAAGAACUUAACAUGCGUGUGUUUGUUACUAUCCUUGUGGGGACUGCAAAUCCCCCAAAGUCCCCACGAGGAUAGAAGAACUUAACAUGCGUGUGUUUGUUACUCUCCUUGUGGGGACUGCAAAUCCCCCAAAGUCCCCACGAGGAUAGAAGAACUUAACAUGCGUGUGUUUGUUACUCUCCUUGUGGGGACUGCAAAUCCCCCAAAGUCCCCACGAGGAUAGAAGAACUUAACAUGCGUGUGUUUGUUACUAUCCUUGUGGGGACUGCAAAUCCCCCAAAGUCCCCACAAGGAUAGUAAAACAAGGAAAAUCUCCCACAUGGGGACAUUUCCCACGUGCCCACAAGGACAUUGACUAUUUUAGGGUUAGGGGUUAGGUUUAGGGUGAGGGUUAGAAUUAGGGUUAGAAAAAGGGUUAGGAGGUAGGUUUAGGGUUAGGGUUAGGGAUGUGUGUGUGUGUGUGUGUGUGUGUGUGUGUGUGUGUGUGUGUGUGUGUGUGUGUGUGUGUGUGUGUGUGGUGACUAUAUGUGAGAUGAUACUACUUAGGAGACCACGAGGGGUCUGACAUCACACCCUAGUUCCCUUAUCGUACCCUGGUACUUAGGUAAUGUCACCUAAAUGGUGCUGUUUUGAAUUGUCACUGAGGUGUUUCUCCAGGUUGGAUAGAAUAUAUUCCUCAUGUCAGAACACGAAGGACCCUGAGAUGGGACGUUUCUUUCACAUCAAUCCGUAUCGCAGAAGUUCAGUGCUAUAGACACAUGAAGCUUUUGCCGGUCUCCUCGAACAUGGGAACAUUGCCUUUAAAUUUCAAUUGUGCUAUAGCUCUGACCUUUCAUUACAUGUAUUGAAUCCAUAUCUACGUUUACAGAAAUACAGAAAUCUUCCCUGUUCUGAUGCAAAAUGCAGCAUCAUAUCAUGUAAAAUGCCUCAUAUGGGGAUGAUUAUUCUAUUUUGAAAGUUAAAUAUCUUCAAAACGUGAUUGCUGACUCGCAAAAAACACUUUGGGACUAUGUCAACAAUUUACUAAUGAAACAAAUACCAAAAUAAAACAUUUGGGUAGAGUUUUCCUUUUUUUUAAACCUUUAUUUAACCAGGCAAGUCUGUUCAGAACAAAUUCUUAUUUUCAAUGACGGCCUAGGAACAGUGGGUUAACUGCCUGUUCAGGGGCAGAACCACAGAUUUGUACCUUGUCAGCUCGGGGGUUUGAACUCUCAACCUUCCCGUUACUAGUUCAACGCUCUUACCACUAGGGUACACUGCAACCCUUUAAGUGUUAACUCAGAUGGUUCUUAACUGUUAACACUCAGAUGGUUCUUAACUGUUAACACUCAGAUGGUUCUUAACUGUUAACACUCAGAUGGUUCUUAACUGUUAACACUCAGAUGGUUCUUAACUGUUAACACUCAGAUGGUUCUUAACUGUUAACACUCAGAUGGUUCUUAACUGUUAACACUCAGAUGGUUCUUAACUGUUAACACUUUCUGAUUUUGUGGUUAAGCGAGAAAUGCUUCUAUUGUAGGAAAUGUUUCCUUUCCAGAUUGGAUUGCAGUGCCAAGCUUUUUAAAACAAAAGUUUAGUUUUCUUUGGAAUAAUUCAGACACAUAAUAUACCUAUUUUCUGCUCCCUUCUAUCCAUGUUUACAUCACAUAAAAAAUGUGUAUUGAAUCUGUGUUGAGAAUAUUGCUUUACAAGUCAGGUAGUAAAGAGUUAGUAGCUGUUUUACAUGUGCUUUUCCACCCGUUGCUCUGUGCUCACAUUCCAGAUGUUGUUCAAUUAAAUGAAAACCCUUGUAAAAAAA
Oncorhynchus masou masou (cherry salmon) is the source of this 3104-nucleotide messenger RNA. RefSeq names its product NEDD4-binding protein 2-like 1. Lineage: Eukaryota; Metazoa; Chordata; Actinopteri; Salmoniformes; Salmonidae. Bases 131 to 634 code for a protein of 167 amino acids. The record is from RefSeq and is a predicted model, not a curated record. The transcript is spliced from 5 exons.